Cylindrotheca closterium is the source of this 858-nucleotide messenger RNA. The record is from the annotation of a GenBank genome assembly. Lineage: Eukaryota; Bacillariophyta; Bacillariophyceae; Bacillariales; Bacillariaceae.
AUGUUUCACAUCAAGCACUACAAAGAGUAUCUUUACCAGGAUGAACCCCUGGCUCAAAACUACGCCGUAGACAAACAUGUCUAUGGUGCUUCAAUCGUACAACAAGAUUGCUGUAUCAUGAACAAUUUAUCAUUUUAUAAUACUUGUGCGACGAUGGAAAGUGUUUGGAAGGCUCAGUCGGGAAAGCUGGGGCUGAAAGUGGAGUGUCUCCUGCCAAACGAUUUAGUGAAUAUCGCGAAGCAAGAAUGCGAAAGUUUAUACCCACUGCUGCGACUCUACUGUCCUGAAAAAGACAACGAUCGCAAGUAUAAUGUCGAUGAAAAUGUCAUCGCCCAGGCAUACUGCGAUGCUCUGGGUCUCGAAGAAUUGGGCGGCAUAGUCAAUCUCAAAGAAUGGAGGGACCUUGCCAAAAUGCUCCAUAAUUUUACAGACGCCGAAAUUUGUUCAUCCGAUGUAGUUGGGGACUUGUCAUUGGUGGUAGAACAUGUCAUGGAUGAGCGGACAAAUUAUACUCAAUCAAAACUGCGAUUGGGAGACAUCAAUGGGUUGCUUGAUGAAUUUGCCGCUCUCAAUCCUAAGGAACGUCAUCACCAAUACAAAAGCAGAGGCAACAAGGAGAACAUCACACCGAAUGCGAAACCCAACCUUGCUGAGUGGUUCCGAAAAGUGAUUUACCAAGAAAAACUAUCGCCCAUGGAACACAAGUGGCUGGUCCGCAUCAUCAUUAAAAAGCCCGACUUUGGAAUACAAAGUACUAGCAUCCUAAGGGCUGUAAGCCCAUAUGCCAAUGGACUCUUGGCAGCCGACGGUAAUCUCAAGCGCAUGUGUGAUAAAUUGGCCGGUCCUUACUUUGAAUAG